UAACGAAAUAACGGUAUAAGUAUAUGGCAUGUGGAAGUAAAACUCAAGAAGACGUAAGUAUGUAUCAAUUCCGAUUUUUUUGUUAAUAACCAAAAUUAGAACCAGGGAAAGGGCAAUAAUAAGAAAAUGUCAAAUCAUUAUAAACUCUUUACUUACUUGACAAUGACAAAUAGUUUAAAGGAAAUGUCACAAUAAGGUCAAAAAUAAAAAUAAAACUGAAAUGCUAGAAAAGCCAAAAUCAGUAUAUCUUUAGACAUAUUUAUUUAUAUAAAUAUAACUAUAUACUUUGUUUUAUUAGGGAAAUCUAAUAUUGCUUUGUUAUUGGUAGUUCAAGCUUGAAAAGUUAUGAUGCACGAUUAUUUUCUCUGGUAAACAGAUAUUUUUAAAAAUAGCACAAUGUGGGUGACAAAGUGUAUUAAAUUAUACAAUAAACUAAGUCCUUUGAACGGUUUAACUAAAAGAACACUUAGCUCAUCGAAUAAAACUACUGUAUUGGGAAUUGAAACAUCUUGUGAUGAUACCGGUUGUGCUGUAGUGAACAGUGAGGCUACUAUAUUGGGAGAAUUCUUACAUUCUCAAAAUGAAAUCCACGUUAAGUACGGUGGUGUGAAUCCAAUAAACGCCUGGGAACUUCAUCGUGAUAACAUAGAAUUAGCUGUAAAUACAGCUUUAGAUGAUGCUAGAAUUGGUAUAAAUGAUAUUGAUGCAAUAGCAGUUACCACAAAACCUGGACUUUUGUUAAGCUUAAUGAUAGGUGUAAAAUAUACAAAUUUUCUUGCCAAAAAAUAUCAAAAGCCAAUAAUACCAGUGCAUCAUAUGGAAGCCCAUGCAUUAGUUGUAAGAAUAUACUAUAAUAUACCAUUUCCUUAUUUGGCUUUGCUUAUAUCAGGGGGACAUUGCUUUUUGACUGUUGUAAAUGAUGUUAAUGAUUUUCUACUGAUCGGCCAGACUUUAGAUAAUGCCCCUGGUGAAGUGAUGGAUAAGGCUGCUCGGAGAAUGAAGUUAAAGAAUAUGCCGGAGUAUUCAUUAACAUCUGGAGGUAAAGUAAUAGAGUUGGCUGCUAAGAAUGCUAAAAAUCCAUCCUUAUUUGAAUUUCCUAUUCCAUUGCAGAGAAAUAGAGACUGUGAUUUUAGUUUUAGUGGAUUAAAAGAUUCACUGGUGCGAAAAGUAAUUAAAAAGGAAUCUGAACAUGGCUUGAUGGGUGAUGAAAUUAUUCCUGAAGUAUAUGACUUGUGUGCAUCUUUCCAGACCAGUAUUACUAAACAUUUAGCACACAGACUUGAGAGAGCUAUAAAAUUUUGUGAAGUAAAAAACCUGUUAAAUAAAAAUGCUAAAAAUAUAGUAGUAUCAGGUGGUGUUGCUAGCAAUGAUUAUAUUUUCACUAAUUUAAAAAGUGUUGUUAACCAUUUGGGCUACAAUUUAUAUAGACCACCUCAUAAAGUAUGCACGGACAAUGGGAUUAUGAUUGCAUGGAAUGGUAUUGAAAAAACAAGAAAAGGCAUAAAAACUUGUCAAUUUAUAUCACAAAGCGAUGUAGAUCCGACUGCUCCUUUGGGUGUUAAUAUAAUAGAUCAGGUGAAAGAAGCAAAUAUAUCAGUAAAAAGCCCCAGAUUCAGUGAUGUUAAUUAAAUUUAGCGAUAAGAAUUGAUAUUUUAUAUCACAAUAAAAAUCAUAUUUGAAACAACAAUUUAUUUAAAUAAAACUAAAGUAUGUUUAAACCAAACUUCCAUAAUUGCAUGCUUCU
This is a messenger RNA of Papilio xuthus (Asian swallowtail), 1744 nucleotides long. RefSeq names its product probable tRNA N6-adenosine threonylcarbamoyltransferase, mitochondrial. The transcript has a single exon. Gene Ontology annotation, biological process: tRNA threonylcarbamoyladenosine modification. The coding region runs from base 397 to 1629 and encodes 410 amino acids. Lineage: Eukaryota; Metazoa; Arthropoda; Insecta; Lepidoptera; Papilionidae. Gene Ontology annotation, cellular component: mitochondrion. The record is from RefSeq and is a predicted model, not a curated record.